Messenger RNA from Sorex fumeus (smoky shrew), 1360 nucleotides. It is a transcript of the gene TMEM106C, whose product is annotated as transmembrane protein 106C. The transcript is spliced from 7 exons. Lineage: Eukaryota; Metazoa; Chordata; Mammalia; Eulipotyphla; Soricidae. The coding region runs from base 1 to 759 and encodes 252 amino acids. The record is from RefSeq and is a predicted model, not a curated record.
AUGGGCGCGCGCCCCUCGGCCUGUGCGCGCCCCCCGGCCCGGACUUGGACGCGGCGGAGAGAGGACGGCGGGGAGGACCCCCGGGCCGCGCGCGAGCGGGAAGAAGCGAUCGCCCAGUUUCCCUACGUGGAGUUCACCGGGCGGGACAGUGUCACCUGCCUCACCUGCCAGGGCACGGGCUUCAUCCGCGCGGAGCAAGUGAAUGAGCUGGUGGCUUUGAUCCCACACAGUGACCAGAGAUUGCGCCCUCAGAGAACUAAGCAGUACGUUCUUCUGUCCGUUCUUCUCUGUCUCCUGGCCUCUGGUUUGGUGGUGUUCUUCCUGUUCCCACAUUCAGUCCUCGUGGAUGAUGGCGGCAUCAAAGUGGUGAAGGUCAUAUUUAAUAAGAAGGACUCCCUCGUAAUCCUCACCGUCAUGGCCACACUGAAAAUCAGAAAUUCCAACUUCUAUCCUGUGGCACUGACCAGCCUGUCCAGCCAGGUCCAGUACAUGAACACAGUGGUUGGCACACACACAACAACUAGCGUCUCCCUCAUUCCUCCUCGGAGCGAGCAUAUGGUGAAUUUUACCAUGGAAGCUGAGAUGGGAAGACAGUACUCCUAUGUGUACUUCCUAUGCACGCUGCCUGACCUCUUGGUGCACAGCAUACUGAUCUUCAUGCAAACAUCCGUGAAGAUUUCCUACAUUGGCCACGUGACGCAGAGCUCCUUGGAGACCCAUCACUACGUGGAUUGUGGGGCCAAUUCCACAAGUGCUUGAAAACUGCUCUUGGUUCAUCCAUGGCGGCACCUGUCCGAUGAGACUGACGCCAUGGCUGUAGCCGGGGCCUGCGUUGACGUCCCGACCCAGGUGGUCUAAGUGAAGAGAAAUAGGGUCCCCUCUUCCCCAGCAAGCGUCUUCUUGCUUCUUGGGAGGAAAUCUCCCUCCGUGUCCACUAACCUUCCUCAGCAGCUGCACUGCCCGGCCCUUCUCCUGUCCCCAGCAAACAGUGCAAGGAGAAUAGGAGCGUUUGAGGUUGGCUGAAUGUAAUGCGGUCAGCUUGGUUCCGAAUAGGAAUCACGUGUUAUCCAAUCAUCCAUCGUGGUGCCGCUGCAGAAUUGCUGUCAGGGUCUUGUCUGCACAGAAGAGGCAGCAGGAAGGAAGCACUUGAAUGAAGAAAGCACAGACCACGGAACAUGUGAAUUUUUUCAUCUGCUUCAACUUGUCUAAGCAGCUUUAAAGACAGGUUUUUUUUUUCCCUCUGUAGAAAGUUAACAGUUGUUUUUAUCAAGAGUCUACCUGAGGCUUGAUUUGCCCUUUAUCCAUUGGCUGGAACAUGGAUCGGGGAUGUGGUCGGAAAAUAAAGCCUGCUUUUGAUUCA